Messenger RNA from Pseudophryne corroboree (corroboree frog), 3161 nucleotides. Its product is annotated as putative inactive cytochrome P450 2G1. Gene Ontology annotation, molecular function: heme binding; arachidonate epoxygenase activity; oxidoreductase activity, acting on paired donors, with incorporation or reduction of molecular oxygen, reduced flavin or flavoprotein as one donor, and incorporation of one atom of oxygen. Gene Ontology annotation, biological process: xenobiotic metabolic process; epoxygenase P450 pathway. Lineage: Eukaryota; Metazoa; Chordata; Amphibia; Anura; Myobatrachidae. Gene Ontology annotation, cellular component: cytoplasm; intracellular membrane-bounded organelle. The record is from RefSeq and is a predicted model, not a curated record. The transcript is spliced from 6 exons. The coding region runs from base 1 to 645 and encodes 214 amino acids.
AUGGAGAGGAGUAUUGCACAACUCCUUAUAGUGGCGAACGUGCUCCUUACACCAUUAGUUCCAGGGAAAGUCCAGCAGGAGAUUGAUGAGGUGACGGAGUCGCAGCGCCCACCUGGGAUCAUGGACCGGGCACAGAUGCCGUACACUAACGCCGUGGUGCAUGAGAUACAGAGGGUCUUAGACCUGGCGCCUACGGCUCAUUACCACGCAUUGACCGAGGACACUUACUGCAUCAGCCCUGUGGUGCCUGUAUACGCUGCUCACCUGACUGUGAUGGGGACCUCUAGUGGCCAUGGAACGACAGUGAUUCCAUUCAUUUCAUCAGUGCUCUCUGACCCCUCCCAGUGGGAAACCCCCAAUGAUUUCAACCCAGGGCACUUCCUCGAUGACAAGGGGCAGUUCCGCACAAGACCAGCGUUUAUGGCGUUUUCUGCAGGGAAACGUAUCUGUGCUGGAGAGAACCUGGCUCGUAUGGAGCUUUUCCUGCUCUUCUCUGCGCUGCUCCAGAAAUUCACCUUCUCCCAGCCCCCCGGAACCCCGCGCCAGGACUGCAGAACUCUGAAACAGAACAAGAUUAAAAACCUGUUUUUCUCCCAGUUUCUAUCACUCGCGAUGGGUGCGAUGUGCCGGUGCCACAGUUUUUAAGUGCCGGCAACGGAAACCGAUCUCGCACCCUUCGUGGGAUGGUUUCGAGCUGAAUUCGCACCAACGUGCUCAGACAUUAUGGGACAGCAAAUAAAUAAGUGUAGUGAGCUGCCAGCUCCAGCGCUUUUCAGAGCCUGUGUCCCGGCAUCUGACUAAUAAUAUAUAGCCCCGGAAUAACACAAUACAUAAGUGUAGUGAGCUGCCAGCUCCAGCGUUUAUCAGAGCUUGUGUCCCGGCAUCUGACUAAUAAUAUAUAUCCCCGGAAUAACACAAUACAUAAGUGUAGUGACUGCCAGCUCCAGCACUUAUCAGAGACUGUGUCCCAGCAUCAGACUAAUAAUAUAUAUCCCCGGAAUAACACAAUACAUAAGUGUAGUGACUGCCAGCUGGUGCGCUUAUCAGAGACUCUGUCCCAGCAUCUGACUAAUAAUAUAUAGCCCCGGAAUAACACAAUACAUAAGUGUAGUGACUGCCAGCUCCAGCGCUUAUCAGAGCCUGUGUCCCGGCAUCUGACUAAUAAUAUAUAGCCCCGGAAUAACACAAUACAUAAGUGUAGUGACUGCCAGCUCCAGCGUUUAUCAGAGCUUGUGUCCCAGCAUCUGACUAAUAAUAUAUAGCCCCGGAAUAACACAAUACAUAAGUGUAGUGACUGCCAGCUCCAGCGCUUAUCAGAGCCUGUAUCCCAGCAUCUGACUAAUAAUAUAUAGCCCCGGAAUAACACAAUACAUAAGUGUAGUGACUGCCAGCGCCAGCGCUUAUCAGAGCUUGUUUCCCGGCAUCUGACUAAUAAUAUAUAGCCAUGGAAUAACACAAUACAUAAGUGUAGUGACUGCCAGCUCCAGCGCUUAUCAGAGCCUGUAUCCCAGCAUCUGACUAAUAAUAUAUAGCCCCGGAAUAACACAAUACAUAAGUGUAAUGAGCUGCCAGCUCCAGCGUUCAUCAGAGCCUGUGUCCCAGCAUCUGACUAAUAAUAUAUAGCCCCGAAAUAACACAAUACAUAAGUGUAGUGACUGCCAGCUCCAGCGUUUAUCAGAGCCUGUGUCCCAGCAUCUGACUAAUAAUAUAUAUCCCCGAUAUAACACAAUACAUAAGUGUAGUGAGCUGCCAGCUCCAGCGCUUAUCAGAGCCUGUGUCCCAGCAUCUGACUAAUAAUAUAUAGCCCCGGAAUACCACAAUACAUAAGUGUAGUGACUGCCAGCUCCAGCGUUUAUCAGAGCCUGUGUCCCGGCAUCUGACUAAUAAUAUAUAGCCCCGGAAUAACACAAUACAUAAGUGUAGUGACUGCCAGCUCCAGCGCUUAUCAGAGCCUGUGUCCCGGCAUCUGACUAAUAAUAUAUAGCCCCGGAAUAACACAAUACAUAAGUGUAGUGACUGCCAGCUCCAGCGUUUAUCAGAGCCUGUGUCCCGGCAUCUGACUAAUAAUAUAUAGCCCCGGAAUAACACAAUACAUAAGUGUAGUGACUGCCAGCUCCAGCGCUUAUCAGAGCCUGUGUCCCAGCAUCUGACUAAUAAUAUAUAGCCCCGGAAUAACACAAUACAUAAGUGUAGUGACUGCCAGCUCCAGCGCUUAUCAGAACCUGUGUCCCGGCAUCUGACUAAUAAUUGUCAAAGUCAGAAAAAUAUCACGCUGCACGUUGCCAUAUAUUCACCUCAUGCGCGUGCCUGCUGCACGUGCACAUUCUCUCCUGUGCGUGCGGAUACUCGCAGCCGCGUGAUGGCGCCUCGGCCAUGCGCUCGAGCGCGUGGUAUGUGCAUUUACGGUAGAGUUUGUGUGCGUCUAGCGGGCGACUCAAUCGUUAGAGAAUAAAUCCAUAUAGCAUGUUUUAUAGAUAAUGUUCCCCUUAGUAAUAACUGUAAGUUUGUUUAAUGUGACUUGUUCACGGACUUGGGAAUCCCUCUUUGUAUGGUACGAAGGGUCAGACAGGGUUUGAACAGCUGUGUCUGGUACCUAACAGAAGAGUAUUUUAAUAGCAACAAUCCGGUGCUGGUUAGGUAAAGAUUAAUCGCUCCUGCGUAUAGUUAUGGCCAUUAGUAGAUUCUGGACAUUUCAUAUAUUUGCGAUUCAUUAUCCAUGCGGCGGGAAUCCGGAGAUUCCCACCCACCUGAGCUGUUUGAAAUAGUCACAGCCCACCUGUUCAAACUAACUCUAUGACCUUUUGAUAUGAUGCGAGGAGACAAUCCUGUGUCCAAUGAACAAUGAGAUUGUAGGUCCCUUUGUAGUAUACUGUACUCAGUGUAUAUAAGAUCAGCCAGCCUGAACAGCUCCCCCACUCUCCACAAACGGUUUUCAUAUUGACUAACUCGGAGCUGGUACCAGGCUGCGCUGCGAUCGUUCCCAGUGUGUGUAAGUAAUUCUCUGUGAUUAUCUCGCUCUUUGUUUGUAUUGGCCACAUUCUCUCUCUCUCUCUGUUUAGUUUAAGAUUGUAACGUUAUUAUAUAUUUCUGUCUAGAUAUUCUGUUAGAAUUAUAUGUUAGUAUGUAGUGUAUGACUUGUAACUGUUUUACCCCUUUUCGAU